Sodiomyces alkalinus F11 is the source of this 2282-nucleotide messenger RNA. RefSeq lists its product as hypothetical. The transcript has 2 exons. Lineage: Eukaryota; Fungi; Ascomycota; Sordariomycetes; Glomerellales; Plectosphaerellaceae. The coding region runs from base 459 to 2282 and encodes 607 amino acids. The record is from RefSeq and is a predicted model, not a curated record.
CCACCUCGUAUUGUCGGUCAUACCUACUACGAAGUACGAAUACUUCGACUCUCAUCGGGUAAUUAUAACCCAUAGGCCAUACGUAGGUACGGAGUUGGUACUCCAUCCAUACAGUAGGAAAACAGUGUAAUUAAGACGAAGAUGAGUCAGCAGAAAGGUAUGAGUCAACUUCCGUCUCAACAGGCAGCCGCAAGGGAAAAGACCAGGAAGUCUUCGGAAAAAAGGACGUGAUGCCACCAGCCUCCGCACAGUCAUCUACUAUACGUACAUUCUCGGAGCCUCCCAGUCUCCCAGUCUCCCAGUCUCCCAGCCCACCUGGAGGCUGGUCAAUCUGUGGACUGGAUCUCUUACCAACCCCCCGCACUGGCGCUGAACGCCGUGAGAACGGCGGACCGAGGUCAUGGGCCUCUUGAGAUCCCAGCAUAACUCUGUACCUUGUUCCCAAUACCAUUACAUCCAUGGCUACAGAUACCAAGUCUGUUCAGACCGGCGAGGCCGCCGCCGCUCAGGCCCAGUCUCAGUCUCAGUCUCAGUCCCGAUCCCAAGCAUCUGAGGACCUUGCCGCCCUUUCGCAGCAUUGCCUUGACAUGAUGACCAAUAUCACCACCCUCCUCGACGAGCUGCAGUUGCUCAAGGCGGCACUGGACCAGCAACCCGCCAUUGGCUCGAAAGCUCUCCCCUGGAACCAGGCCGUGCCUGGCCUCGGCGCCUUUGAGCGCCUCGUCCAGUCCGAGAAGCGCAACGUCGAGGGCAUGCUCGGCAUAUGCGACUCCGCGCGGUCACUGCCCGACGACCCUCGUGAUGCUGCUCACCCGGACGACCCGGAUGUCGAGUUAGAAGCCGCUAACAAGAUGCUACGCCACAAGCUUGACGCAUGCAACUACAAGUUUCACCAGAUUGUGUGGGAUACCGCCAAGAAAUGCCAUCGCCUGGCCGGACUGCGACGUGAGAUGCCCCGCUCGACUUCCAACCGCAAACGGGAUACGGUUGUGGUGGAUGUGGUCGGGAGUGGGGGUGGCGAAUGGGUCAAGAUCAUCACUACCACGGAGCGGCGCCUCUUCUAUGAGAUGACCGACGCCGGCUGGGAGUGGGACGAGGUCGAGGUCGAGAACGACGGUGACGGUGACGGUGACGACCAAGCGAGCCCCCUUCCCCUCCCUGAUGAAGGUGGCGAGAAUGACAUUGAGAUACUUCGUAUCACUCGUCAGCUCGUCACCGCUGCCUCCCUUGCCUACCACGAGUAUCGUCAUCCGACGGUGAGAGUCCUCCUUUCUCGCAUCGCCCAAGGUCGGAAUGCCCACGUGGACAGGCUGCUGAACCACGUUCGGACGCUUGGGGGGAGCAGUGUGCACCUUGUGGUCGAGACGACGAACUCUGACUCCCACGCUGGUGGUCUCCUGAACCGACCCGUGCCGCCUAUUGACGAGGCCACCGCCAACCUCGCGCAUCGGGAACCGUUCGGUGACUUCACCGGGACGCUCAACGUCGACUGCUCCGUCUUCAUGGCCUUGGCCUCCGAUUUCAGCCACAUGGAGAUCCAUCCGGGGUCGCCCCUGCUGCGUAACCACCAGCACCGGAUCGACGCGGAGGACGAGGUCUCCAAUGGGCCCCGCCUGCUGACCACACUCUACCCAGCCAUAACAGGGCGGGACCUCGUCUGCACGCAGGACGCGGCGGAUACUUUUCUGAAGAUUGUGUACGAUAUUGGCACCGACUCGGAGCAGGCACGCACUCGGGUUUUGUUCGGCAGCCCAGCUGAUGAUGACGAUGACGAUGACGAUGACGCCGGGGCAGACAACGAUGAGCGUAGGGACGCAGACCGACGCAGACGGCGCGACGAGCUCGCUGCUCUGUCCAAGUACCCCGUGCCCGAGGACCUUCGCCUCCCCAUCCGGACGGUCGGGACGAUCACCUGGCAGGAAGCCCAGCGGCUGGUUGGGAAGGGUGAGCUACCGGAAGUGGCACUUGCAGUCGGGCGUAAGGGCUCGGGACUUAACGCCAUGAACGUGUCGUCUUUCUUGUACGGGUGGAAAAGCCGGCUCACGACCAUCACGUCGAACUGGGAAGCGGCGAAACGGCUUCGGAUGCUCAUCGAAACGAGCGAGCCCCCGGAAGAUCGGAGCCGGUUCGGGCCCGGUCCCCAAAUCUGGCGGAUCCCGUUCGCGAGGAAACUACUCGCCAGGCCGCGGGAGGCGGGGGCUGAGAGGGCGCCUAUCAAAACCAGGAAGGAGAGGAAGGUAGAACAGGCGACGUCUCUUGAACGGUACACAAAGACGGAAUGA